UCCUUUUGGUCAGCCACACCUGAGGAGAACUUAAAGCCCAGACUGGGGCUGCCACAACCCCACACGCUCUUCACUGCACAGCCAUGAAGUCCAGCAGCAGCGGCUGCCCCCUCCUGCUCUCUCUGGUGGGGCUCCUCUUCUUGGGAGUGCAGCUGCCGGGCACAUCUGGACAGAACGUGACAGAAAAAGCCGGCACAUGCCCUGAGACAGAGACGGUGACGAACAGCAGGAACUGCACGGAAGAAUGCCAGUCUGACCUCAGCUGCGAGGAGAACCUGAAGUGCUGCCCGACGGGUUGUGGGAUGUCUUGCCAAACCCCCAACGAUAAACCAGGUUCCUGCCCAAAGACUUCUGGUGUGAUUUCUAUUCUGGGCUUUUGCAGCCACAAAUGUAUGACGGACUCUGACUGCAAGGACACUGCAAAGUGCUGUCAAAACGGAUGCGGCAAACGGAGCUGCUUAACCCCUGACUUCUGAGAUGCAGCCCAGGCUCUUCAGAGCAGUCACAGUCGAGGAAGCUGCUGCAGCUGCGGAAUUGGUCCCGGUUGGGACAGUGCCUCUCCUCUUCCUUCCCAGCACCUCCUGCUCUACCUGGCGGCUUCUCCACCUUCUGCUUCCUGCUGCACGGGACCCCAAUGGAGCCCUUGAGGCACUUUCCCAGUAAAAUUCUCUCUCUUCACAGCA
This is a messenger RNA of Eublepharis macularius, 683 nucleotides long. Its product is annotated as waprin-Phi1-like. Lineage: Eukaryota; Metazoa; Chordata; Lepidosauria; Squamata; Eublepharidae. Gene Ontology annotation, molecular function: peptidase inhibitor activity. Gene Ontology annotation, biological process: antibacterial humoral response; innate immune response. Bases 84 to 476 code for a protein of 130 amino acids. The transcript is spliced from 4 exons. The record is from RefSeq and is a predicted model, not a curated record. Gene Ontology annotation, cellular component: extracellular region.